Messenger RNA from Striga asiatica, 1064 nucleotides. Lineage: Eukaryota; Viridiplantae; Streptophyta; Magnoliopsida; Lamiales; Orobanchaceae. The record is from the annotation of a GenBank genome assembly.
GCUGAGGUUGGUAUUUAGUAGCGGUUACAAAAUUUGAACAAGAAAAAAAAGAAAACUAUCCAUCCCUCACUCACUAACCGCCACAACUCCCAAAUUUCCUCGUCUCUCAACUGCUUAUAAUUCACCCUUUCUCCAAACAUGAACUACGUAACCAUUUAAUUUAAUAAUAAUAAUUUCUCGUUUUGACAGAAAAAAAAGUUGGUCUUCAAUCAAUGGCGUCCCUGAAAUCCUCCAUCACUCCCAUCGCUUUGAGAUCAUAUUUGGCUGAGUUCAUUUCCACAUUCAUCUUUGUCUUCUCUGCCGUUGGCGCCACCAUGGCUUCUCGGAAGAUGAUGCCGGAAGCAGAAGCCGAGCCAUCCAGCCUUGUGGUUGUGGCAUUGGCAAAUGCCUUUGCUUUAUCAGUGGCCGUUUACAUAUCGGCCAACAUAUCUGGCGGCCAUGUAAAUCCGGCCGUCACUUUUGGGAUGGCUGUUGGGGGCCACAUCACAAUCCCUAUGGCUAUCUUUUAUUGGAUUUCCCAAAUGCUAGCCUCUCUCAUUGCAUGUCUUGUGCUCAAAACCACGACAGUUGGACAGCAAGUCCCGUUUCACACGAUCCCAUCAGAAAUGACCGGAUUUGGGGCGGCCGUAAUUGAGGGUGUGAUGACUUUUGCUCUGGUUUACACAGUAUAUGCGUCAGCAGAUCCUAGGAGAGGGGCCAUGGGGGCAAUUAUUGGGCCAUUGGCAAUUGGGCUUAUAGUGGGAGCAAAUGUAUUGGCAUCUGGCCCAUUUACGGGAGGGUCCAUGAACCCUGCGUGUUCGUUUGGGGCUGCAGCUGUUGGGGGGAGUUUCAAGAACCAUGCGGUUUACUGGGUUGGGCCCUUGAUUGGUGCAGCUUUCGCAGGGGUGUUGUAUGAUAAUGUGGUGUUUCCUAUUCAAGUGCCUGAUUCUUUGAGGGCUAUUUCUGAUGGAGUUGAAGUUGGGGUUUAGUUCUUGGAUUUUUGUAGUAUGUGUUGCCAUUUGUUUGUGUUUCAUGGAUAAUGAUGUGUGCACUACUAUUGUACUGUUGUUGUUUGUUGUAGGAAG